UAGUUGAGGAUAGUCAGUUUCCAUUUGCACGCUAAAAACAUAGGACGUCCAUGUAUUUCCAUUGAACAUGGAUAUUACAUUUCUGGGAUCUUUGCUCCUCACCCUGCUGGUCUCCUGUCUCCUGAUUUACUCAACAUGGAAUAAACUGUAUCGAAAAAGGAACUUACCCCCUGGUCCGACACCGCUACCUCUGCUGGGAAAUAUUCUUCAAAUCAAGAGGGGAGAGCUGGUAAAAUCAUUGUUAGAGUUUGGAAAAAAAUAUGGUCCGGUUUACACUCUUUACUUUGGUCCAAGGCGUGUAGUGGUGCUAUGUGGGUACCAGGCAGUCAAAGAAGCACUAAUUGACCAAGCAGAUGAGUUUAGUAAUCGGGGAAAGCAAUCAAACACAGAUAGCUUUGUCCAAGGAUUUGGGGUUGUUUUCAGUAAUGGUGAAAGAUGGAAGCAGCUACGACGCUUUUCCCUCACGACUCUGAGAAAUUUCGGGAUGGGUAAACGAUCCAUUGAAGAGAGGAUUCAGGAGGAGGCUCAGUGUCUCAUGGCUGAAGUCAGGUCAUACAAAGGGAAGUCCUUUGACCCGACCUCCAUCCUCGUACAGUGCGUUUCCAAUGUAAUCUCGUCCGUUGUGUUUGGAAGUCGCUUUGAAUAUAAUAACAAAAAUUUGCAGACACUCCUCAGCCUGUUUGCUGCUACCUUCACCGACAUGAGCAGCCCGUGGGGACAGUUACAUGAGAUGCUUCCAAUGGUCAUGAAGUACAUUCCGGGCCCUCAUCACAGGAUAAACAAGCACCUCAACAAGCUUCUUGAGUUUGUUUCAAAAAGAGUGAAAAAUAAUGAAGAAACUUUGGAUCCCGACUCACCCAGAGACUACAUAGACUGUUUCCUGAUCAAAAUGCAGCAGGAAAAACAAAAUCCAAUGUCAAACUUCCACAUGAAAAACCUCCUGAUGACUGUUCUGAACCUUUUCUUUGCUGGGACUGAAACUGUGAGCACCACUCUACGGCAUGGGUUCCUCAUACUUCUAAAAUAUCCAGAGAUAGAAGCCAAGUUGCAUGAAGAAAUAGACCAUGUGAUUGGACAGAACCGAAGCCCAACCAUCGAGGACCGGAGCCAAAUGCCGUAUACCGAUGCUGUGAUCCAUGAAAUCCAGAGAUUUAGUGAUGUUAUCCCAAUGAAUGUUCCUCACUCGGUCACAAAAGAUACGAAGUUCAGAGGAUACGAUAUACCCAAGGGCACUGACGUUUACCCAUUACUUUGUGCCGUUCUUCGAGACCCCAAACAGUUCACCACUCCCAACAAGUUCAACCCGAACCACUUUCUGGAUGAACGUGGGCACUUCAAGAAGAACGAGGCUUUCAUGCCAUUCUCUACAGGGAAGCGGAUCUGCCUGGGGGAGGGUUUAGCACGGAUGGAACUCUUCCUCUUCCUGACUACCAUCUUGCAGAACUUCAAACUAUCCUCAAAAACACAAUUCACUGAGUCUGACAUCACCCCUAAAAUGAAUGGAUUUGCAAAUUACCCAAUUCCGUACCAGCUCUCAUUCAUUCCCUAUGGAAGCCUCCACAGUAAAACACUCACAAAUGUUAAAGAGCUUGGUUGUUUAAACGAAAAUGAGAAAAAUCCAGAAACGCCAUUCGAUACGGUGAAUCUGGUAGCAACAGUGUUUGACAUGUUCCUUGGAGGUGCCGAAACUACAGCUCUUUCAAUAAAUUUUGGCUUUUUGAUACUUAUCAAGUUUCCAGAAAUUCAAGAAUGUCUGCAUGAAGAGAUUGACCAAGUCAUUGGCCGGGCUCGAGACCCAGUGGUGGAAGACAAGAACAAUACACCAUAUCUGAAUGCCUUCCUUCAUGAGGCUUUGAGGUUCAGUGAUGUCCUACCAAUGGGUGUUGCUCGACGCGCAACAAAAGAUGUGAAUUUCCGUGGCUUUCUCAUUCCCAAGGGAAUGGAUAUUUUACCGAUGUUAACUACUGUGCUACAUGAUCCCUCUCACUUUGAAACGCCCAGUGUGUUUAACGUGAAACAUUUCUUGGAUGAAAAUGGAAAGUUUAAGAAAAAUAAUGCUUUCUUGGCAUUCGAUGCAGGUAAGAGAAACUGUAUUGGGGAGAGCUUGGUACGGUUGGAAAUCUACAUCUUCUUUGCGAUCAUCCUGCAAAAAUUCACCCUCAAGGCAACUGUGGACCCCAAGGAUCUGGAUAUUAACCCAGUUGAAUGUGGGUUUGAAUCUUUACCCCCCGUUCAUGAAAUAAUGUUUAUACCUCGAGAGUAAUGGAGGAAGGAUCACGAACGAUGCAAUGUCACUUCUUUUCUUCCUUCUCAUUGAACCAAUGUUUCCUCUUGAUUAUAAAACACAUGUGACAUUAUAAUUAGCAGUAAUUUGUAUUAAUCUUAAUGAGGACAUGUCACUUUCCAGGAUUUUUAAUUUAAUACUAUGUUUGCUUAUUCAUGUAUCUAACAAAUGUGCAUAUCUAAAAUAUGAGAAAU
Molecule: messenger RNA, 2478 nt
Organism: Pelobates fuscus (common spadefoot toad)
Lineage: Eukaryota; Metazoa; Chordata; Amphibia; Anura; Pelobatidae
Product: cytochrome P450 2A13-like
Exons: 15
Coding region: 68-2263 (731 amino acids)
Biological process (GO): epoxygenase P450 pathway; xenobiotic metabolic process
Cellular component (GO): cytoplasm; intracellular membrane-bounded organelle
Molecular function (GO): arachidonate epoxygenase activity; heme binding; iron ion binding
Source: RefSeq, a predicted model, not a curated record